AUGGAGAUGUUCCAGGAGGACACGUUGUCGUCGGCGACGUCGUCGCCGGCGUCGUCGCUGUACACGCCGUCGCCGCACGGGCAUGGCGGGCUCGGGUCGUUGUGGGUGCAGGAGCUGAGCCACGACCAGCAGGGCCUGCGCCUCAUCAACCUGCUGUACCAGUGCGCAGCGGAGGUGGCGGCGGGCGCCUUCGACCGCGCCAACUUCUACCUGGAGCAGAUCACGCAGCUGGCGUCCCUGGACGCGCCGCACACGCUGCAGCGGCUCGCCGCCGUCUUCGCCGACGCGCUGGCGCGAAAGCUGCUGAACCUGGUCCCCGGCCUGUCACGGGCGCUGCUGUCCACGGGGGGCAACUCCGCGGAGGCGCACCUGGUGCCCGCCGCGCGGCGGCACCUCUUCGACGUGCUGCCGUUCAUGAAGCUGGCGUACCUGACCACCAACCACGCCAUCCUGGAGGCGAUGGAGGGCGAGAGGUUCGUGCACGUCGUCGACCUCUCCGGCUCCGCCGCCAACCCGGUGCAGUGGAUCGCGCUGUUCCACGCCUUCCGCGGCCGCCGCGGGGGGCCGCCGCACCUCCGCAUCACGGCCGUGCACGACGGCAGGGAGUUUCUGGCCAACAUGGCCGCCGUGCUCGCCAAGGAGGCCGAGGCGUUCGACAUCCCGUUCCAGUUCAGCGCCGUGGAAGCCAGGUUGGAGGAGCUGGACAUCGACGCGCUCCGGCACGUCCUCCGCGUCAGGUCCGGCGAGGCGCUGGCCGUCAGCGUGGUGGGGCAGCUGCACCGCCUCCUGGCGGCCGACGACGCCGGCGGCGGCAGGAGCAGCCGGCACGUCCCCGGCAGCAGCUGCCUGACCCCGGUGCAGAUCAUCGCGCGGUCCAGCCCCAGCAGCUUCGGCGAGCUGCUGGAGCGGGAGAUCAACACACGGCUGCAGCUGAGCCCGGACUCGUCAGCGGUGCUCUCCAUGUCGCCGCAGUCGUCGUCGCUGUCGCCGGCGAACCAGCAGCAGCAGCAGAGGGAAAAGGCGAAGCUGGGGAGCUUCCUGCGUGCGGUGCGGGCGCUGUCGCCGAAGAUCAUGGUGGUGGCGGAGCCGGAGGCGAACCACAACGCGGCGACGUUCCUGGAGCGGUUCGAGGAGGCGCUCAACUACUACGCGUCGCUGUUCGACUGCCUGGAGCGCGCGUCGGUGGCGCAGGCGCACCGGUGCGCGGGGGAGCGGGCGCGCGCCGAGCGGCUGGUGCUCGGGGAGGAGAUCCGUGGCGUGGUGGCGCGGGAGGGCGCGGAGCGGAAGGAGCGGCACGAGCGGCUGGCGCAGUGGGCGCGCCGGAUGGAGGCCGCCGGGAUGGAGCGCGUCGGCCUCAGCUACGCCGGCAUGAUGGAGGCGAGGAAGCUGCUGCAGAGCUGCGGGUGGGGCGGCGGGGACUACGCGUACCAGGUGGUCCACGACGCCCGGGGCGAGGCCUUCUUCUUCUGCUGGCACCGCAAGCCGCUCUACUCCGUCUCCGCCUGGAGGCCGGCGGCGCCGUCGUGCCGGCACACCUAG
Messenger RNA from Miscanthus lutarioriparius, 1539 nucleotides. The record is from the annotation of a GenBank genome assembly. Lineage: Eukaryota; Viridiplantae; Streptophyta; Magnoliopsida; Poales; Poaceae.